Messenger RNA from Panicum virgatum (switchgrass), 1730 nucleotides. RefSeq lists its product as uncharacterized. The transcript is spliced from 4 exons. The coding region runs from base 715 to 1500 and encodes 261 amino acids. NCBI's taxonomy places the organism in Eukaryota, Viridiplantae, Streptophyta, Magnoliopsida, Poales, Poaceae. The record is from RefSeq and is a predicted model, not a curated record. Gene Ontology annotation, molecular function: protein tyrosine/serine/threonine phosphatase activity. Gene Ontology annotation, biological process: protein dephosphorylation.
UUGACCCCGACCUCCUUUUCUCCGUGCGCCGUCGCUGCUUGUCCCUCCGCCGCCGCCUCCUGCCCUCUCCCUGCUCGCUCCUGCCCUCUCCCUGCGCCACCCCUGCCCUCUCCCGCUGCAGCCGCCAUCGCCGUCGCCCCUGCCCUCCCCGCGCCUGCCUCCAGACCAGCGCCGUCCUUCCCUCCCCUGACGUCGCCUCCCUCCGCAUCCGCGCCGUCUUGCCCUUCCCCUGCCUCCGGAGCCUCGCCGUCGCCCCUGCAGUGCACCUGACGCCGGCUGGUUCUCCUGCCUCCGCUUUUGGCAGCUGGGGGACUCGCUGCUCGUGCUCGGCGUGCUCUACUCCAUCACCCAUCCGAGGCCCUGUGAUUUGAGGGGUUCUGGAUGAAGUGACCGUGUGUCGAAAUGGUGAAUUGCUCAUUGCGGGAAUGCAUAUAGUGUCACCGUGUUUCCAGAUUCACGUGCGUCCUUGUGGAGUUUCAAAAUGCAAAUUUUCAGAACCAUUGGAUUGUGCUAAUCAAGGAUCAGUGGAUCACGUCAGAUAUUGUGCUGUGCUUGGGGAAUUAAUAAACUCCACAUGCCUUGAAUGUUAAAUCAUUGAUACUGCUCACUUCGAAACAAAAAGCAACUGAGCAAGCCAUAAUAUUGAAUGUCAUUAUCCCACUGAAAUAACAUAAUUCCUGUAUGUUGUGUUCAUUAAACAAGCUGUAGUUUCUUAUGGUGAAAGAGAUGGGUUGGGGAAUAUCUAGAUUGAUUGGACUGAAGGCUGCUGUCCUGCUUUCUGUGGCAUAUUAUUUCCAUGGACUUGGAGCAACCCUUAUCUCAUUUCCUCUCAUAUAUGCAUCCAUGAUUGCAAUGCUAGUCUCCAUAGCUUCCCAUCCAGCGAUUGAUCUUCCUUUACUCCUUGGCAAGGCAUCCGAUGGAAGCUUUCCUUUGUGGUCAUGGAUCAUGUUCUCGCCAUUUCUUCUUUUCAUCCACAUGUUUGUGCUGCUACGAAGAUUUGUGAAAAAUGAGCCCCUGUACACUGAGAUUGCAGAUGGAGUGUUUGUUGGAGGAUGGCCUUCUUCAGUUGAACACCUGCCACCAUGUGACCCUGCAGUCAUAGAUUGCACAUGCGAGCUGCCAAAAAGCCCGACUCUAUCCAAUAAUGCAUAUCUGUGCGUUGCUACUUGGGAUACAAGGGCUCCUCAGCCAUCACAGAUUGAGUCUGCGGUGCGAUGGGCUAUGAGAAAGCGAUCACAGAACAAGGCUAUCUAUGUCCACUGUGCCUAUGGUCAUGGCAGAAGCGUCUGUGUGAUGUGUGCACUUCUUGUUGCACUAGGAUUGGCUGAAGAUUGGAAAGCUGCUGAGCAAAUGAUUCGUGAGAAACGGCCCUGUAUUAGGAUGAACACUCUUCACCGCAAAAGCUUGGAGGAAUGGUCGAAACAUCUGCUCGCCUCUUCAAAAAGAAGUGGGGAAUCAGAUGUGAGUUCUGUUAUCCAUUCAGAUUAUAACCGAAAAUGAAACUGGAAGAAACAGGAUUGUUCAAUAACUGUGAUAUGUAAGAUGGACUAUACCAUUCUGUAGAUUUGUUUACUGCUUCCUAGUAUGUACAUUGCUCAUUCUCUAAGGUAUCCUUUUCUGGUAUGUAUGUUGUAUGAACUAUAUGUAUAAAUUUACUACUGUUGUUGCACUGCUGGGUUCUAAUUCGCAGGACGAAUCUAAUGAGCCUAAUCAACCCUUGGUUUACUACA